This is a messenger RNA of Parastagonospora nodorum SN15, 2904 nucleotides long. RefSeq lists its product as hypothetical. Bases 178 to 2904 code for a protein of 908 amino acids. Lineage: Eukaryota; Fungi; Ascomycota; Dothideomycetes; Pleosporales; Phaeosphaeriaceae. The record is from RefSeq and is a predicted model, not a curated record. The transcript has 2 exons.
AUCCUUCAACUUCAUCUCUUCAGUUGUCGUAUUCCCUGACUAAGGCAACUGUCGAUCCCACUCCUUGGUUGUCAGUCUUCAGCACCAUCAUUCGCUUAAAGACAUACCUUGCCGUCAUAAUCGUUAAUCGAUUUACUUAAUCGACACGAACCCUUGUCAUCGUACUCCUCUGUCAUCAUGUCUUCGACUGAAGGCAACAACCAUGCCCACAGGUCGGUCAGCUCUUCGGGGCGACCUUCCAUGGCUGGCAGCACCACUGAUAGCAUCCAAUUCGACACACCAUCUGGAGUCAUGACACCAAGCAGCCGCGUGUCUCGCCCUUACACAAUGAAGAUCGAUGAGGACUCAAGAUACCGAGCAAUCAUCAAGCAUCUUUAUGCAAAGGCAUCGUCCAUGCGAUGGAUGACCGCUGGCCCAGCUUCGCCUCAUAUCUGCGAAGGUGUCUUGAUCCGAAAAGGCCUUGGAGAGUAUGUCACAGAGCCACAGAACAUUGACCGAGAUCUGCUCGGCGCCGUCACGCGGAUCAACCCAGGCGUCGCCCUGACAAUGGCCACCGACGGCACACAAGCCAUUUUCGACGUACUGGAGUCACACGAGACCGAGCUCAUGUUCCAGAACGGAUCCCAGAUCCAGAUAUACGAGUCCAUGGCAGACAUCGCAGCUUCCAUCAACAUCAAGAAGUUCCAGUAUGCCGCACUUGUUCGCCAGGAGCGCGUGUUACUUGUAUGGCACGACGAGCUCGGUUCAAUCCUCUCACAAGCGAUGGAGAUCGAGUCGAGGAUACUUGCGCUGGUUUGGGGAACAACAAAGUCUCCAUUCGGAGGCUGGGACAGCGUCGUGCAUUCGAGCGCCAACUCAACAAUCGAUGGCUCAGCCAUGGAUAUCGUCCCGGAGGCCAAGGGCAAGGAUAUGGAUGUUGACGUUGAGGAAGUCGACGCCGAUCCGGAGAAGCUCGAGAGCGGAAUGGCCAAAGAGUCGUUGGCAAGACCCCUCAUCUUCACAAGCUCCAUCUUUGUCGGGCUCGCCAUAGCCCUCAUCACGAUUCUGGUCAUCGGAGUUGGUGGCAGCUCCAUUGCGCUGCAGACCAUGACUGACCACUUCUAUCCCCGUCUGCUACUCAUCCUGACAAUGCCUCUCUGGCUCUGUCUCGGUCUCUACUUCGUCAUCGUCGUCUUCGGUAACCUCUUCCAGGCGCUUGGUCCCAUCACUGGUGUCAAGACCAACAGCCGUUUCCACUCAGCUAUCAAGCCGAACUUAGCUCUUGCACGCUCCCAGGGCUUCACGCCGCCCCCCAUCACCAUCCAGAUGCCCAUUUACACUGAAUCGCUCGAGGGUGUCGUCAAGCCCACUGUAGCCUCGCUUCAAGCAGCCAUCUCUUACUACGAGUCGCGUGGCGGAACUGCUCGCAUUUUCAUCAACGAUGACGGAAUGGCCAUCCGAUCUGAAGAAGACAACGCCAAGUUCAUGGAGUUCUAUGUCAACAACAACAUCGGCUGGGUUUCGCGCCCCAAGCACAACCACGAAGGCUUUGUUCGCCGCGGCAAGUUCAAGAAGGCUUCCAACAUGAACUUCGCCCUCAACAUCUCCAACCGCGUGGAAGACGAACUCGUGAGCCUCAUCAACGACAUGUACGAGAAGGGUCAACUCUCAAUCUCAGAGGAGCAAGAGGACACGCUGUACCAGCAGGCACUCCAGACUAUCCUCAACGCCGAUCCUCGUGCUAAGGCCGGCGGUAACAUCCGAAUGGGAGAGUUUAUUCUCAUCGUCGACUCUGACACCAUUGUUCCCGAAGACUGCCUCAUGUAUGGCGCUGCCGAGAUGUUCCUGUCUCCGGAAGUUGCGAUUGUCCAGCACGCCACUGGCGUCAUGCAGGUAUCCUGGGAUUACUUCGAGAACGGUAUCACCUACUUCACCAACCUUGUCUACACUGCCAUUCGAUUCUCAGUCGGCAGCGGUGAAGUUGCACCUUUCGUCGGUCAUAACGCUUUCUUGCGCUGGCAAGCUGUUCAAUCCGUCGGUAACCCGCCUGAGGAAGACGGUUACAUCUGCUUCUGGUCCGAGAGCCACGUCUCUGAGGAUUUCGAUAUCGCCCUUCGUCUGCAAAUCGCCGGAAACAUCGUCCGUCUCGCCUCUUACCACGGCCGUGGUUUCAAGGAGGGUGUGUCUCUGUCCAUCUUCGAUGAGCUUGAUCGCUGGGAGAAGUAUGCUUACGGCUGCAACGAACUCGUCUUCAACCCUAUGCGCACCUGGCUCUGGAAGGGUCCCUUCACCAAACUCUUCCGCACUUUCAUGUUCUCCAAGCUCCAACUCUCGUCAAAGAUCUCCAUCUGCGGCUACAUCUUCUCUUACUACGCUAUUGCUUCUGCCGUUCCUCUAGGAUGCCUCAACUACUUCCUCGUCGGUUGGCUCAACGGUGACCUCGACAAGUACUACGUCGAGUCUUGGAAAGUCUUCAUCAUUCUCCUCAUCGUCUUCAACGGUCUGUCGAACGUCUGCUUCGCUAUCCUGCGGUACCGCAUUGGCGAUGCUUCGCUGCUUGGCGCCUUCUUCGAGAACCUCAAGUGGAUGCCGUUCUUCUGCUUCUUCUUCGGCGGUGUUUCGUUCCACAUCCUCCUGGCCAUCUUGUCUCACAUGUUCUCCAUCAACAUGAGCUGGGGUGCGACCGCAAAGGAAAAGGACAACUCCAACUUCUUCGCCGAACUGCCAAAGAUCUGGAAGCGCUUCAAGUGGAUGUACCUGUUCAUGUUCGCCAUGGUCGGCGCCAUGAUCUACUUGGGCAACUUCGCCCCACACGGCUGGGAGAUUGUUGGUCUGACCAGUGUCCUACCGUGGGCAGUCACUAUCAUCAUGCACUCUCUGAUGCCCAUCGUACUGAACCCGUCCCUGACUGUGUUUAACUACUAG